UUCACGGCGUUCGCCCACAAAAAAAUGUCUAAACGAAUUUUCUCAAGUUUUUUCCUAAAUUUCAAGCGAUUUUUACAUCAAAUAAGUGACUCGCGGUUGUAAUUAGACAAGUGUACAAAGUAAAUGUGUGUUAUUUCGUCAAAAUAUAUAGUUUUUUAGAGAAAAGUGGUAAAAAAUGCACUGUAAGUUUUCGGGAGGAAAAGUACACUCGAAAAAGCGAAUUAUAUAUUUUUUAUGAUAAAAUCGGUAAAAUCUAUAAAAUUCGGCGUCAAUUUGAUAAACAAUCGUGAUUACGAUAUUUUCCUAUAAUGAAUAAUUGAAAAUCGGGAAAAAUGUUAAUUAUUGCAUAAAAAUAGGUUAGGGGCGGAUUAGCAAAAAAAGUUUCAUUUGCUUUUUGUAGAUGGCGCAGUAAACAAUUUUAAUGGACAAUAAACAAAGCAAUGUAUAGCGAAAAACGGUUAAAAUUUGCAUUAUUAGUUCGAAUUAUGCACUGCAACAACAAUAUAAGGUUUUGUUGUAACAUAACCUUCAAAAAAAUAUCGCUAAUCAUUGAAGUUGAUCAUUGAUGGUGUAAGAGAAUUUUUUUUUUCCCUAAUGCGUUUUGAAGUGACUAUUAAAAGAAAAACCGCACGAUUUAAAAAAAAAUCCAAGCCCGGAGGUCAUCGACAAAAUGGGUGUGUUCGUAUCAAGGGCGUUACUGUGGGGGAGGAGUAACGUUAUUGGGAAGGGACAAUCGCUCCAGAACAAAGAGUUUUAAGAGGGGGAAGCAGCACGGAGCUCAGAGCAUGAUGGCAAAUUCUGCAGUUACAAAAUAGACGUCGGACGGUAAAUAUGUUACAACGUUUGUUAAAAAUUGCUCUAAAAAAAAAAGGAAAAUUGUAAAACGGAAGUGAAACUUGUAUUUCUUUUUGCAUUCUAAACUUAAAGAAGUGAACGUUUAUCACAAAAUAGUAAUAGGAAGUUUGUGAAUAUUCGAAGUUUAGUGCGGAGAGAUUUGUAUCCGACGGGCAGCGUCUAUAGCUGAGUAGGCAUUUCUUUCCUGUUGCAGUUCAACUCGUCUAAAGUGAAACAAGUGUGAACUGUUAAUUCACAAUUAUUAUUGCAAAUCGUAGUUUUAUAGAGAGAGUUUGGUGAUCGAUCGCGUCCCUGGGAGUUGAGGUCGAAUCUCGAUCCAGCUUUAAAAGCUAGCUCGCCGACCCGGCCAUCUGUAUUAAAGGGAAACUCUUCUAACCAUCACGAAACUCUCAAAGUCAAUUUCCGUUUUCUUUUUCGAAAAAAAUCCUUCUGCUAACAUAACCUCAAAAUUGAGGGAUUGGAUAACUAGGGAGUAAACUUUGAAGGGGGAAUUUUUUUGUGACUGUCAGCGACGGCAACUGUAAGAUAUGCUUAUAACGAGUUUCUCGAAAGAUUCCGCAACUUUAAGAAUGGAAUUUUCCAUUUAGUCAUUUAGUGUUAGUUGCAGUGCGUGAAAAGCAAAAGGGAAGUGAAAAUGUAAACAAUGUAGAAUUUUAAGUGUGAGCUUGGGCUCGGAAAGUGUUUUUUUUCCUUUGGAUUUUUAGUUUCUUCCUCGCAAUUCUUGGAUUAAAUAAUAAUAAUAUUUCGUGUAUGGUGUGACAGCUCGUGUAUAUUUAUUGGAUAAAGUGCGUGUCUCUCUAUUUAAAAAAGAAGAAUACAGGGAUGUGAGAGUGUACUUUAAAAGCAGUGUGCCAUUCGCAAAGUUUUCGAUACAGGUGUUGCAUUGUUUCGUCUGGGAUAUGCCCUUGAGGGGAUAGUUUUUUUGUUUCUCUUUUGGAGAAUGGACCCCAAACUCGGGAUGAAGCAUCUCCAGGGGUUGUCCGUCUAGUCAUCACAGUGGAGUUCUGCUUGAUCGCAGCCUCGGGAGGGUGUGGUCCAAUGUUGGUCCCUCCCGUGGCCCAAGGUGGGACUGGAGGUCGUCCCGUGGGAGACACAGGGGUUUCGAGGGGACAACAGUCAUCAGCGGGAACCACGGCUUUAUGGCCCCUUGCACCUGCACAACCCAAUCAACCACCGAGUCAACAGUCUCACGCCACUCCACCCCUUGCUGCCACCCCUGCUCCAGCUCAUAAUCAAGGUGUGAACCGCUACGGAUUGUAUUCGUUAUUCCCAGGGGGUGGCGGGGGCAGUUACGUCGCAGCCACCCCGGCCACCCCUGGACCGCCAACUCCAGCGACAGCUCGAGCUUAUCACGCGACAACUCACAAGGAACGCACAGUUUCAGAGAGCGUGUUCUCAGCAGCAGUCGGGGUGGGUGUGGGUGGCUACACCUGGGGUGCUCCCACGCCGCCCCCUGGCUCACCAUACAGUCCCGUUCCCGUGACUCAGCUCGAGCUUCUUGCCAAAAAUUUGGCUAAUCUCGCUGCGCCCACUGGACAGCAGGCACUCAGCCUCCAAGGAGUUGGAGCCGUUAAUGUUGGAAGUCUCCAUCACGCUCAACACACUCAGCACACUCUCAAUCUCACUGGACUUCAUCAUCUCCAUCACGGUGGACUUCAUCAGAAUACAUUUUCACCUCAAUUGUCAUUAGUGACUGGGAAUCCGCCAACAUUAACAAUAAACAGUUUCUCAUCGCCAAAUUCAACGGGCGUACCAACAACGGGCGUUCUUCUGCAGGAGUACCAAUCGCCAACUGGCUCCAACACCACAAUAUGUUCACCAUCAUUGAAUUCGCCUACGUGUCCAACGGGAACCAACAGUCAUUUGAGCAGCAUGAAUACAACAAUGGUCGUGCAAGGGGCCCAAACAAGCAACAAUCUCGUUCAAGGGAGCGCGAAAAAACGCGAGGCUUUCCUACCAACGCAAGGACAACCUGUCAAACUUGAGAACAAAACUAAACAGCCGUGCUUCUGCAAAAACACCAACGGAAAGACAAAAAUUGUCCAUUCGGACGCGGGAUGCAGUAGAACCUUGCCAGUUGUCUCAUCGUGGAAUGGACAGGACGUCUCGUCUAUAAAUGUCACUGAUAGUUCCAAUUUGAGCAGUUUAGUCAAAAGGGAACCACUGGCUUCCGUUCCUUGUCAAGUUGCCGAGGUAUCGACUUCGCUUCAUGCAACAACGACGGCUGUGAAAAUUGAACCUGUGCCACCAAAGUCUGAAAAUGGAAUAGUACUCUCGAACAUAGGAGCAGGUGGUAUACCUGUUGGUAUUGCACUAGCAAGACAAAGACUGCAGCAUCAGGAAACGUCCUCGUCAUCAGUGCGUAACGUCUCUCUGAGUCAUCAUACUUCUCAUCACGCGAGUUAUCAUCACUUUCAACCCGACAAUUUUGGUUCAACCACGGCCAUGGCAAUGGGAGGAACAACGUUGGUGCAUUGCGGCCCUGGAGGGGAGGAUCGUACCUCCCACUUGGCUAUUCCCUCUGGAGGCGGAUUACCGCCCUCUUUGAACGCCGCCCUCAGCUCCAGCCUGAAUUCCAACUUGGGAAGCAUUGGUGCAGCAGCGGCGACUACCGCUUCCUGGCCCCCAACGCUUUGGCAAUAUCCAGCCGCCGCCGCUGCUGCUGCCGCUGCCGCAGCAAUGCCAAUGGAGCCAGUUGGAUUUCCUCAAGUUGGAGUUGGUUUACAAUUAGUUAGAGAUCCUACAACUGGACACCUUCUUCUUAUACAUUCUGCCGAACAAAUGCAACAGGCGGUUGUGUGGCCAAAUUAUCAAAAUCACAGUAGCAAUAAUGUGGGAGCAGCGCCUCCGCUUCUUCUUCCACCUCCACCGCCAUCAUUACAACUUCUUGGUGACAUUAAUGGAACAAGACUAGUUCUUGCUGACAACAAGAGAAAGCAACAGGCCAGUCUUCCAAUAGUCAAAAUUGAGGCUGAUUGUGGAAAUAGUCCAACUGCCAUUAUCAGUUGUAGCGCCGACUCUUAUCUACUUGUAGCAUCGACCGAAUCAUCAAAGCAACUGCAGACAGUAUCAUCAAUGACGGGUGCAUUAGUUCCGGAUACUCCCUUGGUUACGACUCUACAUUAUUAUCCUCAUACUCCAGCUUUAGUACAAAUAAAUCAAGCAGAACCGACACACUGCAGAUCUCAGCGAAAUGCAUUUCUUUCAAAGGCCACGUCCCCGGUUUCCUGUUUGACACCACCGCCGGAAGUAUCUAUCCAUGCAAUCGAUGCACCGGAAACAUUGCCCGUUGGCGUUCAGGACGCCUCGAAUCAAACUGAGGCCUCCGAGAUGGACGAGGAACUUCCAUUGAUUGAACCAAUUGUCAAACAAGAACAAACCAUGAGUCCCUGUCAUUUACAAACUGCAACAACGACAACGAAUCUCACUAAUUUCGAGAUUGUCUCAUCGACGCCGGAAAAAAUUUGCAAUGUCGUGAGAAUAACAACGACGAGCGUCAAUUUGGGAAAGGUCGAUAAAGCUGAGAAUACGAUUAUUAAUAUGGCAGAUUGUACAAAAUAUUCAAUUGCUCGCGAUGGAAGAACUGUGACGUCAAUUGACAGGACUAUUGAACAUGUCAUUAAUUGUCAUGAGGAACGAAGAGAAUCGUUUGUUGAGACCAAUGAACAGGAGAAGAGAAACCAAGAUGAGGAUUUCGAGGAAGAACGUGUACGAAGUGGGCCGAGAAUUAUUGAACUCACAGAGGAGAAUUGUGAUAGUUUUCAUGAGAAUCUUGAAUUCUUCAGUCGACGAAGGGAUCGAAAAUCCUAUUCCGCCGAGGAUCUUAUUGAUCAAGGGGACGAGAAAGCAAUCACUGAGAAUCAACAGAAUUUGAAAAAUGUGGAAGAAUUGCAAACCGAAGUUAAUUCACUACCAGUGACGACAGAACUCGAUUCCACUUAUAAUGAACCAUUGAACUCAACGACAGAAGAAAAAAUCGAGAGUCAAACUCAAGUAAAGUCCUUCGACAUGCCAUCGAUAGACGACGAUCACGAAAUUCACCAACUAUCAAUAGCCCAACCAGAAAGUGAAUCAAACAAAGCCAACGACACGCCAACAACGAAAAGUACACCAGAAAAAAUAAAAAGUUCAUCAGAAUUGAAAAAAGGACAAGAAAAAUUUCAUCCCGGAAUUGAGAAUGUUGUCGAAAAAUUAAAAAAACACGCUGCUGCUGUAUUACAUGACAACGAAAUAAAAACGAAGGAACAAUCCACAAAUUCGGUGGAACCACAAGAAGUGGAUUCAAAAAAAUUACAAAAUGGUCUCAAGAAACUUAUACUGCGAUCGUGUGAGAACUCUUUUGAAAAAAUUGGUACUCCCGAUCAUCCAGGUGUUACAAUUCCCAAUCAUGAUUCACCCCAAUCAUUGGAGAUUCCUGUCAGUAAUUCAAUAAUUCCUGUCAGUAAUUCACUAAUUUCGGAAAAUAAUAAUAAUAAUAAAAAUAAUAAAAAUAACAAUAGUAAAGAUAAAAAUAAUCAAAAUAACUUCCCAGUGAUAGAGAGUGACGAGAAGAAAAAUUCCGAAGAGAAAUCAAGUGAAUUCACCUUCACGACUGUUGUUGAAGAAGGAAAAGUGAAAAAUCCAAAAAUUAAGAUGAACGUCGAUUUGAGUGGUCUGGAACUUUUAUCGAACAGUAUCGAGCAACUUGAGCAUUUAAAACCCGAAACUGUUGUUCUUGAAUCAGAGAAAUCGCCAACAAAAUUAAAAUCAAUAUCACAUGGUGAAAAUAAUAAUAAUGUUGAUAGUCCAUUGGGUUUAUUGUGCGCUCUCGCCGAGCAGAGAUUUAUGGAGGAAGUUGCCGAUUCAGAGCCGAAGAAAUCUCUAAUUGAUAAUUCGGAAGAAAUUUCUCAAGCCGGACAACUUUUAUUGAAUCUCGGUAAAGUUUCAAUGAAAAAGGAAAAAAUUGCAUGCUCGGAGAAACGUAAAUAUCCAAUGACAACAAAUGAGAGUGGCGAUUACGAGGGUUUAAAGAGAUUAAAAACUUAUGCAUCACGUCAUGAGGAAGUUGCAUUCGAACAGAAAGAGAAUGCAAAACGAAAUAUCGAUUUUUCAUCAAUGAACGAGACAAAUCUGGUGGAGAAAUUAAAUACAAAUUAUUUAAAUGGCGAUCUAAUGGAGUCGGAUAUUGAAAAUGAUGAUAAUGAUGAUGAUGAUGAAAACGAACAUGAAAAUGAUGAAAACGAAGAUGAAAAUGAUGAUGAGAAUGAUCAUGAGAAUGAUGAAAAUGAUGACGAAUGUGAUGAUGAAGAGAAAGGAGAUCGUCAAUCUUCUUCCGAAUUUAAUCAUCAUCACUAUAGUACGCUUGAGGCGAAAAUGGAAACGAAAAAAUUCCUCCGAAGAAAAAGUCACGCGGAUAAUGAAGCUGAUUUUCCGAAUAUGGACGCAAUGGAGUUGGAUAUGCGAGUACGAAUGGCGGAUAUUCAAAGGCAAUACAGAGAAAAGCAAAUGGAAUUAUCGAAGCUCACGCCUAAAAAGGAGGAUAAAAAGUCCUUCAUUAGGGCGAGAAAGAAGAGUCAGUCUUCCUGCUCGGAGAGUGGAAUUAUGUCGCCAACAAUGCACAUGGACCAUAUGGAGCCUAAAUCUCCUCUGCAUUCCCCUGAAGAAGCAACUUCAUUGACUCCAAGUGUACUCGCAAAAUGUAAUGCCAAUUUGAAAAAAAUUAACGAGCCAAGAAGCCAUAUUAAAUUGUUGGAUAAUAUACCGAGCAUUGUAACACCUGUGGAUUCUCCCAUUACAACUCUUACGACAAGUGUUCAAGAGGAUGAAGAUAACGGGUCGACGGUGAGUUGCGAGACACCUUCGCCAGUUUCAACUGCAACAAGUUCAAGAAGUUCGGCUUCGAAGAAACGGAAAGUCGGUCGUCCCAGGAAGUUAAUGUGCACUUCUGGAAGUUCAAGACAUUUUACCGAAACAAUUGUUGCCAAAAAGCCGAAAAAUAAAAAUUCUCUUGUCGGCUACUUGCUGAAUGCAAAAAAUCGACAUCUUCAAAGCAAGUUUGUGGGAAAAACGGGCUACACACCACUUCCCUUUAAAACCGGUCUCUCGUCUUCAAAAUCAAAUGGCAAAAGUCAAAAAGCCAUGAAGUCAAAAGUCAAACCGGCAAAGCAGACUCCUCUUCAUAAUAAGAAUGUAAUUAGUUCAAUUAUUGCUGAAAAGGCAAAGCUGAGUCAGGUUUCAAAGUUAGAGAAACAGGGAGGUAAAGUCAAGCCGAAAUUAAAAGCCGAGGCAAAACUAAAAACUUGGGAGGAUGAAGAGAGCGCUGAUUGGGGCGGAAUUGAUAAUCUACAAGUAAUGAACGUCCCGGAAAUUCCAAAGAAGUGUUUAGAGGAAGUUGUAAUGGAGAAAGAGGAGAAGGAAAAUGAAGAGGAACGUCAUGAGAAUGAUGGUGAUGAUGAUGACGAUGAAGAAUUGGAGAAGCAGAUUGAUAAAUCAAAGAAGAAGAAGCGUAAAUCUAGUUCGUCGUCACCAAAUAGACGUAAAUCGAUUGAUCGAGAGAAAAAGGAAGCUAAGCGACGUAAAUCGAAUGAUUGUAAGGAGUGCAAGGAAUGUGUGAAAGCAGCAAAAGCUGAAAGAAAUGAGAAUAUCGUAAAUAAAUGUAAACUGACAUCGGCACAUCUUGCAAUCGAUCAACUGAGAGUUCUUACCGCGAUGGGAGGACUCUUUUAUGCUGGCCGUUUAAGUGCAGUACAAGCUCCUGACAUUUAUGCAAUAACUCUCGACGGAGAGAGAGGAAAUCGACCUCAUAUUCAUUCACAAGAAGAAAUUCUCCGUGAUGCCAUAGUAGAAGUUUGUCCAUCGUCGACGAAGGAAUUGCCACCGGGAACGAGACUUUGUGCCUAUUGGAGUCAACAGUACAGAUGUCUUUAUCCAGGCACUUCGGUAGAACCCACAGAACCGGAUCCGGAAUUAGAUGAAAAAUUCGUGAGCGUUGAAUUUGAUGAUGGCGAUAGUGGAAGAAUCGCUCUCGAUGAUAUCAGACUUUUACAACCUGAUUAUCCUGUCGUUGAAUACGAUCCAAAUCCUCUGUUAUCAUUGGGAAAACGUCGAAGGCAAACUUCACUAUCAACAGAGGAAAAACGUCUAUCAACAUCAUCACAAGGAAAUUCAUCUCAUUCGUCAUCAAUUGGUAAUUUUUCAUUUAAUUCCAUUGUGAAUUCAUCAUUGUCUUCCGAAGAAAAAUUAUUGGAACAAAGAAAUCCCGAUGAGACAAGUGUAAAUCUAACUGACGACUAUUGGGAACGAAAGAGAAUGAAGAAGCGAAGGCGGGACAAAUUAAAGAGACUCCAGGAAAGUCAGGAGGGCAAAAAGAAACACAAGAGGCACAAAUGUUGUGAAGAACAUCGCAAACACAAGCACAGAAAACACAGGAAGCAUAAACACAAGCACAGUCAUCACAGCAACAGUGAAGCCAGUCAUAACAGUGGCGGUGAAAGUUGCUCAGGACAGAAAAGUGAGGAAGAAUUAUUAUCGAAUGUGAAUUCACAAUCACAAGUGGAAAAAAUUAAUGACGGUGCUCAUGUUGAAGAAGAGAAAUAUAUUUGGAGAAUUGAACCCACAAAGAGUGAUGUGCCAGUUUCUGAAGAGGCGAUUGUUGCAGUGAAUGACGAGCAAAAUGAAGAGAAUAAAAUUGAAAAACAUAAGAAGUUGGAGAAGAAGGCGGCUAAGCCACGCGAGAGACAGGAAUCAGUUGAGAGUCGUAGUAAAAUGGCUGCAUUCUUGCCGGCGAGACAAUUGUGGGGUUGGGCCGGUAAAGGUUAUCGACGACCCGGAGCAAAGGGACGCGCCAAGAAACAAUUUUUCAAAGCCAUACAAAGAGGCAGUGAAACAAUACAAAUUGGUGACAGUGCAGUAUUCCUAUCGACAGGAAGACCCGAUCGUCCCUACAUUGGCAGAAUAGAAUCCAUGUGGGAGACUUCCAGUUCAAAUAUGAUUGUCAAGGUCAAAUGGUUUUAUCAUCCGGAAGAAACUGUCGGAUGUCCACCAAAUUUGAAGUAUCCUGGCGCUUUAUUUGAAUCACCUCACAUGGAUGAGAAUGACGUGCAGACAAUAUCACAUAAAUGUGAAGUGCUUCCACUUCCAAAUUAUACGGAAAAAUUGGGAAAGGAGCCACACAGAUAUUUGACGAUUUACGAUAACAACGACAUUUACUAUUUGGCUGGAUAUUACGAUCCAACAACCUACUUAUUGACUCUGCAACCUGGUGUUGUUUGAGAUCAGCUUAAGCUGACGAUCAAGUUAACAGGCGUUACUUAAAAUCAUCGUCAGCGCAAUUAUUGUACGAAUUCUUCGAAUCAUUGAAAUGAUCGCUGGUCGAGUGUUCUGUGGUUCAAAAAUUUGACCACAAUGAAGAUUUUUGUCGAUUUUGGCCCUGGAUGGUUGUGACAAGAGGUUUUUUUUCUGCUUUUUUUUUAAACGACGGCAACUGAAGUAUUCGACAAAUGGAGUAAAAUUCAUCAUGAAUUUUCAAAACAAGGAAAAGUUACCAAAAAAGGAAAACAAAAACGAUUUUUAUGUAAUAUAUUUUUUUCUCAAGUAAGUUUUUUUUAUUUUAAAAAUUUUUCGGAAUUUUUAUUUUUAUUCUAAUUAUAUUUGUCGGAUGUUUCAUGUUUUUUUUUAAGGAGAGAAACUUGUUAGCAAGGAUAUGAUGCAAUAAGUGUGUGGCAUUAACGAGUUAAUGAAAGUUCGUCGAUAUCGAACAUAAGUGUAAAUAUUGUACAUAAAAGAAUAGUUUCUGAGAUGUAAUUUUAAAGUUAAGCGAGACAAAAGAAAAAGAAGAAACUGGUGAGUUGUCCUUUAUGAAAAAAUGGGACAUAUAAAUACGGUAUCGAGAGAGGACAAUUUUUCAGAGAUUUACAUUGUUUUUGACUUUUCAGAUUGAGAAAGAAAAAGACGAUGUGUUUUCGCGAAUCUCGAAAAGUCAAUUGAAGUGAUAAAGAAAGACAGACACGUUAUUUGAUUCCAUUUACGAAAGCAAACAAACGAAACGGAAAAAGUUUACGGAUACCAGAAUAUUGGUGCUAUGUAAGUUUUUUUUUCGCAUAUACAUUUUUUUUUAUUCAUUUCCGUUGAUAAUUAUUGACAAAGUUUGUAAUUUACAAACUUUUUCAAGUAUUAAGUUUUUCAAUUCAAUUCUCUGCUAAAGCUUCGUUUCUCUUUAACUCAAAAAAAAGAAAGAAGGAAGGGGUUAUUUGCUUUAAAAAACCCGACUGUGCAAAAUAUUAGGAUUAAGGAUUUUUUAAGAAAUCAUUUUUUAUAUUCUGCUGACUCAUCGUGCAAGUGACUUGCGACAAAACUAAAAAAAUUCUUAACGACUUACAAUGCUUAUUAGUAGGCCCAAUUUUGUGCACGCUUGUUACCUUCGGUUAAGUAGUUUUUUUAUUUUUAUUUUUUUUUUGCAUCUUGAUUAGAGACUUUGCAAAAAAAAAAAAGCCUUGGGUGAUUUUCAAGAGUAAAAAAAGUACUUUUAUUUCGAAUAUUUUUAAUUUCUCCACAUUUUUUAUUUUUAAAUGUUUCAAAUCUAUUUCAAAUCUAAUUCACAAUUUUUUUCCAUUCGUUUUGUUUUCUUUGAAAAGAAUUUUUAUAUACAUUACCGUAAAAUUGAAAUAUUUACAAUCGUUUGAUAUUCUUAAUAUUGAAAUAUUUUUGAUAUUUUUUCCGUUAUUAAAUAGACAAUUUUAUUAUCAGACUGGUUUUUUUUGAGAGAAAUUUUAAGUUAAUGAAACAUUUGAAUUUUAAUGUUUUUUUUUAAUAAAAUGUUUUUUUUUCAUUUUUCAUUUUAAGAUUCAAAUGUAGAAAAAGUUACAUUAAUAUAAAGAAAAAAAGAUGAACGGAAAGACGUUAAAUUUCUUGAUUUCAUUUUAAAUUGUUUAUUUAUUUAUUUUUUUUUAUUGGGAUUUUUAAAAGGUUUAUAACACCCAAAAGAAAUAAGGCUAAUGCUUAAUUAAGCGACAAGGUCUAAUACGAUUUUAGUACAAACUGAAAACACAAUAAAUAUAUUAAAAGUCUCGCGAAUUUCGUUUAGUGCGAGCGACUGGCUAAGCGAGUGAGAGUUGUAAAAGAGAGAUCGCGGCAAUUAAAUAUAGCGAGAGUUAGUGCAAUUAACAGGAGGAGUACUUAGUGGUUACUUAUUAAGCUCAGUAAUUUCUAUACUUUUAUUUAGAAUACUGUAAUUCGAAAUUUACAAACUUGUAUUUUUCAAUUUUUACAAUACGAAAAUAAGCAUUUAUUUCGAAAUAAUAAUUUAAUUACAAUAGAGUAUUUUCAAAAAAUCGACAUUCGUUAAAAUUUAGUGGAACAAAAUUGUAAUUAAAAA
Leptopilina heterotoma is the source of this 11206-nucleotide messenger RNA. RefSeq lists its product as uncharacterized. Bases 1894 to 9105 code for a protein of 2403 amino acids. Gene Ontology annotation, molecular function: chromatin binding. The transcript is spliced from 22 exons. The record is from RefSeq and is a predicted model, not a curated record. NCBI's taxonomy places the organism in Eukaryota, Metazoa, Arthropoda, Insecta, Hymenoptera, Figitidae.